Phasianus colchicus (ring-necked pheasant) is the source of this 2519-nucleotide messenger RNA. Its product is annotated as small basic protein 1-like. Lineage: Eukaryota; Metazoa; Chordata; Aves; Galliformes; Phasianidae. The record is from RefSeq and is a predicted model, not a curated record.
GCAGGGUCGACAACCAGCAGACCAGGCUGCCCAGAGCCACAUCCAGCCUGGCCUUGCAUGCCUGCAGGGAUGGGUCAGAGGGACCCGAUGGACAGACAUCUGUGGGAAGAAUAGGAUUGAUAUCACAGGGCUUGGGCCUUUCUCAGCCUCUGGCAGAGAUGCAGCAGAGCUGAGCCAUGGCCACAAUGUACUGAUAACUCUCCCUAUUGUUUGGACGCAUCACCAUGAGAAGCUGGCUGCAGGACUUGCUGUGAGCAACCUUGGCUUGGGAAGGACCUGGGGCCUGUGUGUCCAUCCCCAGUGUCACAGGAACCAACACAGCUCUACUUUAGCAAACCUCCAUGUAACCCCUUCUGUUGCCCCUCACCCCACUGAUGAGCACUAACCCCUUUAUCCAGCACAUGGGUGAGCUUGCUAUUUGCAGACAUUAUAUUCAUUAUCCCUGCCCCACAAACCAGUCAGUUCUCCAGUAUUUUAUGACUUAAAAGCUGGGUGGGAUGUAAUGGUAAAGCAUGCAUUUAUUAGGAAAUUACCCCCCAAAAAGCCCUCUUUCACUCUGAGCAUAUGAAACAAUUAAAAAACUCAUGAAAUAAAUGCAAACUCAAAAGUCAGUUAUAAAUCCUCCUUGAAGAAGUCCCCAGAUUUCAUGUUACUGCAGGCUGGAGAGUUUUAUUGAUUGAAAACACACAUUCCUGCACUCUUUCCGUGCACUUGUCAUAGAACUGUCGAACUGAGGAAUUGUGUGAGUUGGAAGAGACCCUUCAAGGCCAUCUGUCCCACUCCCUGCACUGAACAGGGACACCCACAGCUCCAUCAGUGCUCAGAGCCCCAUCCAUCUUGGCCUUCAUCUUUCUAUUGGCUUCAGUCUUCUCUUACGGGCCCUAUCUUCUUAAUCUCCUGUCAUUUUCUCAACAGCCUUCAGCUCUUAUCCUGCUGAAAUGAACUAUGGUACAUGGACUGGCUGGAUGCCUUUUGCAAACUCAGCUCCUGUUUAUCCUUGUGGGACAAUUGGUUCUGUCCUCCCAGCACCAUGACAUUGCUCCUUUGUUUUGUUCCUGCCUAUGACCCACUGCAAUCUGAUUUUUUUUUUUGCAGGCUCCUUGUUUUGCAUUCUCCAGCUAAUUGCUCUUGUUUGUACAAGAGAAGGUAGCUUUCCCUGUAUUUGUUUUAUUAUUUCUUAAGCACAAAAAGAUCCAUGGGAUUGCUAAUUCUGUCCUUUAAUGCUUUGAAGUCCCUUUCAACUUCUUAUCUAUGAAUAUAUUCAGUAGAUUCUAUAGAUGACCAUAAAAAUCCUUAGGCAAUACAGUACUGGACUCACUACAGAUUUCUGACCAGAUACGGUGUGCGAUUCCAUUUUCUUAGCUUCAUUUAGAUAUCUGCUUAUCUCAUUUAAUCAGCCUUUUGGAAGACAUUCAGACAAAAUUACCUAAAUAUCUCUCAGGUUAUUGUUGUGGAGCACCAGGUUGGGAAAGACCCCCGAGGAACCUCUUUGCCAACGCAGGGAUGAAUGCAACCUGAAAACAAUUCUCUGUGAUGGAUGCGAUCAUAACAUCACAGAAUCAUUACAGCUGGAAAAGAUCUCCAAGUGCAACCCCAGCCCACCCCCACCAUGCCCACUGACCACAUCCCUCAGUGCCACAGUCCCACUUUGAACCCUAAAAGGGACGGUGACCCCCACCACCUCCCUGGGCAGCUGUGCCACUGCAGCACCUCUCUUUCUGAGAAGAAAUGUUUCCUAAUAUCCACAGAUCAGAUGUCCCAGCCUUACAGAGCAGGGUGCUGGGUGCCCACAGGUGGAUUUGGAGGAGGGGCAUUGCACCCACACGUCCAGGUUGGGGCUGGGAGGUGAAGCCCACUGGAGCAUGGCCCCAGGCGCCAGGCAUCUUUGGCAGUGGGUGCAGCAGGUCGGGGUGACAUUGCACACACCAGAAAGCAAACACUGCCUCUUUGGAGAUGGCUUUGGUUGCGUUCCUCCUCCUGCCAUGCUGCUCGUAUCAGGAAUCCCUCUAUAAAACCCAGGGUCUCCAGAGCUGCCCACUGUGGCAGUGCCAGACCUGCUUUGCUCUGAGCGUGCUGAGAUCUCCGCUCUCCUCCAGACAUGAGACUGCUCUGCGUGCUCUUUGCUGUGCUCCUGCUCUUCUCCUUGGCCACCCCAGGGUAUGGGCAGCACAAGGGCACCUGCAAAGGGUACUGCGCCUCCGCAUGCAACAAAAAGGAUGAGUGGACGUUCCACCAGUCCUGCAAGAAGAUGUACUGCUGCCUUCCCCCUCCCAAAAAGGGAAAAUGAUGGCCAGCGGGUCCAGCAGUGGAGCAGGAGCGGCUCUGGCAGAGGAGCUCCCAGCGCUGUGUUUGUUGAGUGACAGAUGGUGGUUUUUUGCUUUGAAAUAAAUACGAGUUGAUGUGAUUUCUGUGUGCUGUGUGGUUCGUGCACCUCUGGGUAGGUGAACCAGGAGGGGCUCUGCAGCAUCCCUGCGUAACACACCUCAGGUAGCUCCAGACCUGGGACUGCAAAAUAACAC